Scatophagus argus is the source of this 2856-nucleotide messenger RNA. RefSeq names its product sorting nexin 6 (gene snx6). Gene Ontology annotation, cellular component: endosome. The record is from RefSeq and is a predicted model, not a curated record. Gene Ontology annotation, molecular function: phosphatidylinositol binding. NCBI's taxonomy places the organism in Eukaryota, Metazoa, Chordata, Actinopteri, Scatophagidae. The transcript has 14 exons. The coding region runs from base 78 to 1301 and encodes 407 amino acids.
CAUUCUUCUUCUGAUUCAGGAACUUGGCCUGGUCGUCGUGACGUCACAGCACUUCCGGUCUCCACCCGUUCGCAGCCAUGAUGCAGGAAGGGCUGGACGACGGACCCGACUUCCUCUCCGAGGAGGACCGGGGACCGCGGGCGGUGAACGUGGACCUACAGACGGACGCCACCCUUCAGGUCGAUAUCUCCGACGCUCUGAGUGAGAGAGACAAGGUCAAGUUCACUGUCCACACCAAGAGCACGCUCCCCAACUUUAAGCAGAACGAGUUCUCAGUGGUCCGACAGCAUGAAGAGUUCAUCUGGCUGCACGACUCGUUCGUUGAGAACGAAGACUACGCUGGUUACAUCAUCCCCCCUGCCCCCCCCAGGCCGGACUUUGAUGCAUCCAGAGAGAAGCUGCAGAAGCUCGGGGAGGGAGAAGGAUCCAUGACCAAGGAGGAGUUCACCAAGAUGAAGCAGGAGCUGGAGGCAGAGUACUUGGCCAUCUUCAAGAAGACUGUCGCCAUGCACGAGGUCUUCCUGUGUCGUGUGGCUGCUCAUCCCGUCCUUAGGAAAGACCUCAACUUCCACGUCUUCCUGGAGUACAACCAGGAUCUGAGUGUACGAGGGAAGAACAAGAAGGAGAAGCUGGAGGAUUUCUUCAAGAACGUGGUGAAGUCUGCCGAUGGCGUCCUGGUGGCCGGAGUCAAGGACGUGGACGACUUCUUUGAACACGAGAAGACAUUUCUGUUAGAAUAUCACAACAGAGUCAAAGACGCUUCGGCCAAAUCCGACAGGAUGAUCCGCUCGCACAAAAAUGCUGCAGACGACAUCAACAGAAUCGCCUCGUCUCUCUACACAUUAGGAACGCAGGACUCCACAGACCUCUGCAAGUUCUUCCUGAAAGUGUCAGAGCUGUUUGAGAAAACAAGGAAGAUUGAAGCUCGUGUUGCAGCGGAUGAAGACCUGAAGCUGGCUGACCUGCUCAAAUAUUACCUGAGAGAGUCACAGGCUGCCAAGGACCUGCUGUACCGGAGGAGUCGGGCUCUGGUGGACUACGAGAAUGCUAACAAGGCUCUGGAUAAAGCUCGGGCCAAAAACAGAGAUGUCCUGCAGGCCGAGACCAGCCAACAGCUCUGCUGUCACAAGUUUGAGAAGAUCUCCGAGUCGGCCAAGCAAGAACUCAUAGACUUCAAGACGAGACGAGUGGCCGCUUUCAGGAAGAACCUGGUGGAGCUGGCGGAGCUGGAGCUCAAACAUGCCAAGGGGAACCUCCAGCUGCUGCAGAGCUGUCUGGGUGUCCUGAAAGGUAACACUUAACUCUGUGUCCCUGCCUGCUUCUGACUGGACACGCACCCUUCGUCACAGCCCCGCCCAUCUCGAACUGGACACGCCCACCCUGGGGCAGUGCCUGGAUGGACAGACGGACCACAGUGACAACUGUGGAGCAGAGAGCGUUAAAAGAGACAGGAAAUCUUUCGUCUUCAUCACUAACCAGACACUGUCCUCUUCAUUCUCCUCCUGAUCCUCCCUGUGUGUCCAGCAGCAGCUCCCCUACUGGUUCUACUGGUUCUACUGGUUCCACUGGUCCAGCAGAAGCAGUGUGUUUCCUGAGUGACGUUCAUAUGAGACAGAAUAGCAGUUUGACACCAGGUGUCUCUGCAGUGUGUGACUGACAGAAACACCAGAAGAAGGUCGGUUCCUCAACUAGUUUUUGCUAACAGCUCACAUCUGAAUGAAUGAAGUCUGGGCGUCUGAUCCAGAAACAUGUGAACGUCACUCAGAGGAGGUGCUGCAUAAACUGGUCCCAGUUGGCCACCCUAACUGGUCAUCUCCAGCCUGCAACUUCUAACCAACAGUCUAUUAACAGUUAUUUCUUCUUUUAUUGUGUCUUAAAAGUCUGAAACAAAGUGAGAAUAAUUUAAAUUCUACUGGAUUCUCCAAACCAAACAACCUGGACUCAUUAGCUCAUAAUCAGGAAUUUCUUUUCUCCUAAUCAGAAGAUCUGCAGGACAGUUAAAAGAUGCAAACGCUGAGCUGCAGUUCAAAUCAACUUGUUUAAAUUAGCAUUGUGCUCCUCACUGAUCCUGCAGCAACUGGUUUUCAUUACUACAAAAUCCUUCAGUUGGAAAAAGUGGUUUGAUUCGACACGAUUUUCUUUCCCUCGUUUUAGGAAAACGAGGCUUUAAAAGCACUCAGAACAGAAACUGUUUGACAACAUGGAGAGUGGAUCAGUCUGGUCCAGCUGCUGGUGUCCAUCUGUCCGUCUUCUCCAUUUUGGUUUUAUUUUUCUGCUUCACCCUGUCCUCAUAGUCUUCCUCUGUUCUCUGUUGUCUUAUUUUGGCGAUAUGUGUGUGCGGGGGUUGUUUUAAUGUCUCAGUGAACUUCCUGUUCUGCUGCUGUGUGCCGGCAUUUUGAGUCCAGCUCUCGGUUCCUGUUCUUAUGAAAGUGUAAUGUCACUAAAUGAUUAAAGCCUUGUAUAUGUUUGUAUUAGUUAACUAAUGAACGCUAAUCAUCAUCAUCAUCAUCAUCACUAAUUGUAGCUUGUUUCUUUCAGUCCAGUGUUUUUCUGUCAUUCCAGCUGACGGUGGAGCUUCAGUCUGUUUGCCUUAAUGUCGAUCAGUUGCUCCAUUCGAUAAAGUUCACAAUGACAGAAUGAAAACUGUUUUUGUUCCUUUCUUUUUUAAAGUGCACUGUAUACGAAUGUUUUUUCACUCUUAUGUGACCAAAGCUUCCCUUACUGAUUCAAGAUGGAGAAAUAAAAUGAGAAGAACAAUAAAAAAGAUGACUCACACCAUUUUAAACUUCAGCAGGUCUGUAAUCCACCCUGGUCAUACUGAGACUGAAUAAAACUUUACGGACACUUUUCUUACAA